CAUACCUCUUGUUUGUGGUUGAUUUCCACGAGACACUUUCCUUUGCAUUUGCAUUUCUUGCACUUGUCCUUGUCUCUUAUGUAAUCACCAGACCCCCCACAGUCUGUGCACACGCUCUGUAUCUGCUGCAUCAUGCCGGGGCCAAGUGGGCGGUGGGUCACCUUGAUACCAGACCCCCCACAGUCUGUGCACAUGUCAUGCAUGGCUGGAUUCUAACGUAAUUGCAUCGUCGAUUGUCGUCAACUGUUGAAUGUUGUUUAGUUCUCAGGAGCUCAAAGAGGAUAGUGUCAUCUCCAUGGAUACUGGAGAGUGGUGGUGACGGAGGAUGCUCCCACUCAACAAACACAUCUCCUCUACACAAUGAUAAAUACACACACUGUCAUGAGCAAUCUUUACACAUUGUAGGACAUGCUCUGCAACUAGACUAGACCUAGACCUAUAAUAUUGCCCAUUGACAGGCCUAUGGGUAUAAGCUGUAUGUGCAAUAUUCCUAGUAUUCCUAGUUACACUCACCUACUCCUGCAGCGCUAGACAACCUUCAGAUCUCUACACCUCCUCCAGCCAUUUUGGGAGUGGGCUCCUCAUAACCUUUGCAAUAGUGGGGGCGUGGCUGGUAUGCAAGAUCAACAGAACUCCAACAACAAUAGCAGCUCUCUGAUAUCUCUGAGGGAGUGUUCUACUGUCCAUGACUUGUAAUGGAUGCUCCAGUUGAACCAUCACCUCGUUAUGGCCAAUUCUCUGCAGUUGACGGACGCCAUUAUCUGUGGAGGGGGGUUGAUCCAGGACUGGGGUCUAACAUCAUUGCUGUGUAUGAUCCAAGCACUGAGCUGUGGAGCCUCUUGCCCACCACUGGACCUCUACCCCCUGGAGAGGGGGGUGGUUGCUCUGUUUGUGUAGGUCGUUGUCUGUACACCUUUGGUGGUCAUGAUGGGUCUUCUUACGUCAAUGACAUGAGCAAGCUUGAUCUGGACACUCUCCAGUGGACCAAAGUUCAAACCUCUGGUAGUCAGCCUAUGAAAAAGGCUUUCUGUGGACUUGUCCGUGUGAAUGAGAGAACUCUGUGCUGCUUUGGAGGACACGGUAUUGAGGGCACCACACAACCAGGAUCAACAUUCACCAAGACUAGAUUGUCUGAUGGAAGUGCAGGAUGUACAAACGAAUUCCAUUUCUUUGACACACAAAAUGGUGUCUGGUCGUCCCCUGAGCUCAGAGGAGAGAGACCUCCUCCCUGUUCCCACUUCACCUUCACCAUGGUGGACCAGCACAGGGCAGUCCUCUUUGGAGGGAACCAAUCUGGCAGUGGUAGAGUCAAUGAAGUGUACUUGUUUGACUUCAGGACCAUGGAGGUCACUAAGGUGAAGCCAGUACAGGGAGAGCCAUGGCCAGUGGAGAGGUCAGUCCAUGCUGCCUGUUGUCUCAACUAUGGCCAGGACCACCCUCAACUACUGGUGUACGGAGGGCAGGAUAAUGACGUCACGGCUCUGGGGGACAUGUGGACACUUAAUUAGUAAAACCAGUAGGUUUUACAUAGGAUUGGCAGUGGGUUUGCCCGUGUUUAGCAAUAUUUCAAUUAUUUUGACUCAUGUUCAAACUGUUCUAUCUCUGCAGGGAAAGGCCACAUCAAGAAACUGGCUGAACAGAUAGUUUAUUUAGCCUUUUCUCUCUUUGUAUCUCUCAUUUCAUAAUCCAUAAACAUUUUAAUGAAUGAAUAUUUUCAUUUUAAAAA
Messenger RNA from Halichondria panicea, 1726 nucleotides. RefSeq names its product kelch domain-containing protein 2-like. The transcript has 4 exons. The record is from RefSeq and is a predicted model, not a curated record. Bases 696 to 1508 code for a protein of 270 amino acids. Gene Ontology annotation, molecular function: protein binding. Lineage: Eukaryota; Metazoa; Porifera; Demospongiae; Suberitida; Halichondriidae.